Molecule: messenger RNA, 984 nt
Organism: Mycosarcoma maydis (corn smut)
Lineage: Eukaryota; Fungi; Basidiomycota; Ustilaginomycetes; Ustilaginales
Exons: 1
Coding region: 1-984 (327 amino acids)
Source: RefSeq, a predicted model, not a curated record
AUGUCGUUCCUCUCAUCCUACGCCAACAGGCUGCAAGACGGUAGGGUAGCCCUCGCCGCUGCAGCUGGCACAGCCUCACUCCUCUACCUCGUAUCCAACUUUCGGUUGCGCUCCAAUUAUCCCAAGGUUCUCAAAGCGCCUGCCAAGAUCUACGAGCAACCGUACCCCGCUGACAUCUUGCCGAACGGUAACGAUCUCAACACGCCGUAUGGAAGCAUUCGGUAUUAUGAGUUUGGUCCUAAGGACGGCAAGAAGCUGCUCUUGGUGCAUGGCAUCUCAACACCCUGCCCUGCUUGGAGCUUGAUCGUUCCUCACCUGAUCAGAGCAGGGUACCGCAUUCUGUGCUUUGACCUGUUUGGCCGAGGCUACUCCGACUCGCCACAGGUGACGCACAAUGUAGCGCUGUUCGUUUCGCAGAUCACUCUGCUCCUCACACAUCUGCCACACUGGGACAAGUUCGAUCUCUGCGGCAUGUCAUUAGGCGGACCAAUCGCUGCGCACUUUGCUCACUACUAUCCUCACCGCGUCGACCGUCUUGUACUUCUGUGUCCUGCCGGGGGUACACCCAAUGCUGAGCUUCGUCUGCCAGUCAAACUGAUCCGCUCUCACCUGGUUCCCAACCGCGUUCUUCGUCGACUGCUUCGCUUUGUCCCCUUACUCCCUACCCCACCCAAAGGAUCUUUAGCAUGGUGGCAGGCACAGCAUCACCCAGGCUACAAAUUCAGCUUCACCUCGAGCCUACAAGAUGGACCUAUCUUCAACAGUCAAGAAGUGCAUCGUGCUGUCGCGCGCCAGUUGGGCUCGAAAUUACGCGUCAUCUGGGGUGACAAGGACGACGUGGUGCCUAUGAGCACGGCAAAGUACUUUGGACAGAUCGAUCUCGCUGUCAUCCCUAACGCUGGACAUUUCAUCGUGCUUACUCAUGCCGAGGCUACUGCUCAGCUUAUGCUCGACUUUCUUGGUUCAGGAGAGCAACGUGGAUAA